AAUAUGUGGAUGAACAGACGAAAGCACAGGUGAUUGCUUUAGUACAUCUAACGCGGGAUUUACACGUGAACGCGAGCAUGGCGGAUAAUGUGUCAGAUCGCUGUGUAAAGUGUCCAGUUUGCGCGGGAGAUUUCGAAACGGGCAGAAUUAAUGCACACUUGGACGAGUGUUUACAGACUCCUGGUGAGCUCGAGCCAUCUGCACCGGCCUCUAAAAAAGCCCGCACUAACACAUCUGACCCGAGUCCUGUUGCUGUAUUCUCACUGUUUGAGUCCAGAUCUAAAGUGAGCGAUCAGAAACACACGGCUGAAUCAGCAGAAGCCUCCAUCAGUCCGGACUGUCCAUCUGCGACAUCUUCAUCAAGACCACUCAUGCCGAAUACCGAGAAGCCCUUGGCAGAAGUGAUGAGACCCAGCACACUGGAGGAGUAUUUCGGGCAGAAUAAGCUGAUCGGAGAACAGACUCUGCUGAGAUCUCUGCUGCAAUCACAGGACAUCCCAUCUCUGAUCCUCUGGGGGCCUCCCGGCUGUGGCAAGACCACUCUGGCUCACAUUAUUGCGAGUUCUGUUAAGAAGAAAGGCACAGGCCGCUUUGUGACGCUCUCUGCCACCAGCACAUCAACCAGCGAAGUGCGCGAGGUGAUCAAACAGGCCCAAAAUGAGCUCCGUCUGUGCAAGAGAAAGACUAUUUUGUUCAUCGAUGAGAUACAUCGCUUUAACAAAUCCCAGCAGGACACUUUCUUGCCUCACGUGGAGUGUGGGACGAUCACUCUUAUCGGGGCCACCACGGAGAACCCGUCGUUCCAGGUGAACAGUGCGUUACUGAGCCGCUGCAGGGUUCUGGUUCUGGAGAGGCUGUCGGUGGAAGCAAUGAGUUUGAUUCUGCGUCGGGCUGUAGACUAUCUCGGACUGCAGGUGUUAAAGGAUGCAGAUGCAGUGGAACAGAACGCUACAGAGCUCCGCUCAGAGUAA
Xyrauchen texanus (razorback sucker) is the source of this 971-nucleotide messenger RNA. Its product is annotated as ATPase WRNIP1-like. The record is from RefSeq and is a predicted model, not a curated record. Gene Ontology annotation, biological process: DNA-templated DNA replication; regulation of DNA repair. NCBI's taxonomy places the organism in Eukaryota, Metazoa, Chordata, Actinopteri, Cypriniformes, Catostomidae. Gene Ontology annotation, cellular component: nucleus. Gene Ontology annotation, molecular function: enzyme activator activity; ATP hydrolysis activity; ATP binding. The coding region runs from base 78 to 971 and encodes 297 amino acids. The transcript is spliced from 3 exons.